Messenger RNA from Symphalangus syndactylus (siamang), 3426 nucleotides. RefSeq names its product prostaglandin E receptor 4 (gene PTGER4). Gene Ontology annotation, cellular component: plasma membrane. Gene Ontology annotation, biological process: inflammatory response; negative regulation of inflammatory response; adenylate cyclase-activating G protein-coupled receptor signaling pathway. Gene Ontology annotation, molecular function: prostaglandin E receptor activity. Lineage: Eukaryota; Metazoa; Chordata; Mammalia; Primates; Hylobatidae. The record is from RefSeq and is a predicted model, not a curated record.
ACAGAGGGUGGAAAGGCGAGAGCGGAGCUCCAAGCCCGGCAGCCCGAGAGGAAGAUGAACAGUCCCAGGCCAGAGCCUCGGGCAGAGUGGACCCCGAGCCGCCCCCAGGUAGCCAGGAGCGGCCUCAGCAGCAGCCGCAAACUCCAGUAGCCGCCCGUGCUGCCCGUGGCUGGGGCGGAGGGCGGCCAGAGCUGGGGACCGAGCCUCCGCGCCACCUGCGCGCACUGCCUCACACCUGAACGCUGUCCUCCCGCGGACGAGACCGGCGGGCACUGCAAAGCUGGGACUUGUCUCUGAAGGAAAAAAAAAAUAGCGACCACUGAGACCGGCUCUGAGAAGCUGAAGAUUUGGCAAUUUCCAGACUGAGCGGGACAAGGUGAAAGCAGGUUGGAGGCGGGUCCAGGACAUCUGAGGGCUGACCCUGGGGGCUCGUGAGGCUGCCACCGCUGCUGCCGCUACAGACCCAGCCUUGCAUUCCAAGGCUGCGCACCACCAGCCACUAUCAUGUCCACUCCCGGGGUCAAUGCGUCAGCCUCCUUGAUCCCCGACCGGCUGAACAGCCCAGUGACCAUCCCGGCGGUGAUGUUCAUCUUCGGGGUGGUGGGCAACCUGGUGGCCAUCGUGGUGCUGUGCAAGUCGCGCAAGGAGCAGAAGGAGACGACCUUCUACACGCUGGUAUGUGGGCUGGCUGUCACCGACCUGUUGGGCACUUUGUUGGUGAGCCCGGUGACCAUCGCCACGUACAUGAAGGGCCAGUGGCCCGGGGGCCAGCCGCUGUGCGAGUACAGCACCUUCAUUCUGCUCUUCUUCAGCCUGUCCGGCCUCAGCAUCAUCUGCGCCAUGAGUGUCGAGCGCUACCUGGCCAUCAACCAUGCCUAUUUCUACAGCCACUACGUGGACAAGCGGUUGGCUGGCCUCACGCUCUUUGCAGUCUAUGCGUCCAACGUGCUCUUUUGCGCGCUGCCCAACAUGGGCCUCGGUAGCUCGCGACUGCAGUACCCAGACACCUGGUGCUUCAUCGACUGGACCACCAACGUGACGGCGCACGCCGCCUACUCCUACAUGUACGCGGGCUUCAGCUCCUUCCUCAUUCUCGCCACUGUCCUCUGCAACGUGCUUGUGUGCGGCGCGCUGCUCCGCAUGCACCGCCAGUUCAUGCGCCGCACCUCGCUGGGCACCGAGCAGCACCACGCGGCCGCGGCCGCAGUGACCUCGGUUGCCUCUCGGGGCCACCCCGCUGCCUCCCCAGCCUUGCCGCGCCUCAGCGACUUUCGGCGCCGCCGGAGCUUCCGCCGCAUCGCGGGCGCCGAGAUCCAGAUGGUCAUCUUACUCAUUGCCACCUCCCUGGUGGUGCUCAUCUGCUCCAUCCCGCUCGUGGCAAACUGGAAGUGGAGUCAUAAAACAACUGAUGGGAUGUCAGAUGAGUGUGAAGCACAUCUAUACAUACAAGAGAAAUGCCACAAAUUUGGGUGCGAGUAUUCGUCAACCAGUUGUAUCAGCCAAGUUUGGAGCGAGAAGUCAGUAAAAAUCCAGAUUUGCAGGCCAUCCGAAUUGCUUCUGUGAACCCCAUCCUAGACCCCUGGAUAUAUAUCCUCCUGAGAAAGACAGUGCUCAGUAAAGCAAUAGAGAAGAUCAAAUGCCUCUUCUGCCGCAUUGGCGGGUCCCGCAGAGAGCGCUCCGGACAGCACUGCUCAGACAGUCGAAGGACAUCUUCUGCCAUGUCAGGCCACUCUCGCUCCUUCAUCUCCCGGGAGCUGAAGGAGAUCAGCAGUACAUCUCAGACCCUCCUGCCAGACCUCUCACUGCCAGACCUCAGUGAAAAUGGCCUUGGAGGCAGGAAUUUGCUUCCAGGUGUGCCUGGCAUGGGCCUGGCCCAGGAAGACACCACCUCACUGAGGACUUUGCGAAUAUCAGAGACCUCAGACUCUUCACAGGGUCAGGACUCAGAGAGUGUCUUACUGGUGGAUGAGGCUGGUGGGAGCAGCAGGGCUGGGCCUGCCCCUAAGGGGAGCUCCCUGCAAGUCACAUUUCCCAGUGAAACACUGAACUUAUCAGAAAAAUGUAUAUAAUAGGUAAGGAAAGAAAUACAGUACUGUUUCUGGACCCUUAUAAAAUCCUGUGCAAUAGACACAUGUAUGUCACAUUUAGCUGUGCUCAGAAGGGCUAUCGUCAUCCUCCAACUCACAUUCGAGAACAUCCUGCCUUUUGAGCACUUUUCAAACAAUCAAGUUGACUCACAUGGGUCCUGAGGCCUGCAGCACGUCAGAUGCUACCCCACUAUGACAGAGGAUUGUGGUCACAACUUGAUGGCUGGGGAGACCUACCCUCAGUUUUUCUACUAGAUAGGAGGAUGGCAGGAGUUUGGCUGCUGUCAUAACAUCCAGAGCUUCGUCGUAUUUGGCACACAGCAGAGGCCCAGAUAUUAGAAAGGCUCUAUUCCAAUAAACUAUGAGGACUGCCUUAUGGAUGAUUUAAGUGUCUCACUAAAGCAUGAAAUGUGAAUUUUUAUUGUUGUACAUAUGAUUUAAGGUAUUUAAAGUAUUUUCUUCUCUGUGAGAAGGUUUAUUGUUAAUACAAGGUAUAAUAAAAUUAUCGCAACCCCUCUCCUUCCAGUAUAACCAGCUGAAGUUGCAGAUGUUAGAUAUUUUUCAUAAACAAGUUUGAGUCAAAGUUGAAAAUUCAUAGUAAGAUUCAUGUCUAUAAAAUAGAUACAAAUUUUUAAGAGAAAGAGUUUGGUAUUAUCAAAGGGAUAAAGAAAAAAAUACUAUUUAAGAUGUGAAAAUUACAUUCCAAAAUACUAUUCUUUCCAGGCUAUGUAUAAAAUACAUAGUGAAAAUUGUUUAGUGAUACUACAUUUAUUUAUCCAGAAAACUGUGAUUUCAGGAGAACCUAACCUGCUGGUAAAUAUUUUCAACUUUUUCCCUCACUAAUUGGUACUUUUAAAGAUGUAACAUAAAUUUUUUAAAGUCUAAUAAAUAACCCAUAAUUGAAGUGUAUAAUAUAAAAAAUUUUAAAAAUCUAAGAAGCUUAUUGUUUCUCUGAAAGUGUGUGUAGUUUUACUUUCCUAAGGAAUUACCAAGAAUAUCCUUUAAAAUUUAAAAGGAUGGCAGGUUGCAUCAGAAAGCUUUAUUUUGAGAUGUAAAAAGAUUCCCAAACGUGGUAACAUUAGCCAUUCGUGUAUGUCAGAAGUGCAGAAUUGGGGCACUUAAUGGUCACCUUGUAACAGUUUUGUGUAACUCCCAGUGAUGCUGUACACAUAUUUGAAGGAUCUUUCUCAAAGAAAUAUUAAGCAUGUUUUGUUGCUCAAAGUGUUUUUGUGAAUUGCUUGGUUGUAAUUAAAUUCUGAGCCUGAUAUUGAUAUGGUUUUAAGAAGCAGUUGUACCAAGUGAAAUUAUUUUGGAGAUUAUAAUAAAUAUAUACAUUCAA